Molecule: messenger RNA, 975 nt
Organism: Lachancea sp. 'fantastica'
Lineage: Eukaryota; Fungi; Ascomycota; Saccharomycetes; Saccharomycetales; Saccharomycetaceae
Source: the annotation of a GenBank genome assembly
AUGUACGAUAUCUUUCAAAUACCAGUCCCUGUAAAAACGUUAUUUAACAAACUACCGCUUCAAACUUAUGGCCCUGUUGACAAACAGGACGAUGCCCUUGAACAUGAGUUCAAUGCUAGAAGCUAUGCAUUUGAGGGCACAGAGGCCGUACAGAAAUCCAUCAACAACACGUUCCAAGUAGGCGUGUAUAAAAUGGCUAAAGAUCCUUCUUCCGGCUGUUUUCUAGCCUCGGACCCAUGGUGUUUGUUUACACAACUAUCACUGUGCAAAAAGAACCGGUUAAGGUUACCUGGUGGCAACAAAACUCAAGCAAUUGUGGAUUCAAAACCCGUCUACGCUCACUCAGUGCUCGAGCUGUCGCCAUUGGCGUCCACAGACUGUUUCUUGCCCGUUUUGGUCGAGGGCUAUGCCAAAAGACAUGUUCGCUCCGCAGCAGGCAUAAACGAGAUCCUGAUGUCUCGAUUUAGCGGUGCAGAGGAGCGCAUGUAUGCCCUGCUGCUGGACUCUGUGGUUUACGACUGCUAUAUGUCCAAGGUGCUGUACAGACUGACUACAGGCCAGUUUUUCGAAGUCUACGGUGGGGAAACGACGUCAUCCGCCGCGAAUAUGUUAAUUUCGCAAAAUCACCGCAGCGAUUUGAGCAGAAGAAACGAUUUCUCGCUACGCAAUCGUGAAUUGGCGUCGAAAUGGCGUCUUCCGGGCGUUUCUGGUUCCGAUGGUCCUGGACAGCUACUUAGCGUAAUUGACGAAAACUGUUCGAGAACAUUGCUGCAAUUUCAAGACCUACUGAAAAAAUCCACGACGUUGUUUUUCCUGACAAAUCAAGAUCCCUCGUACCUUGAUCUCAAGCUAGCAAGCUACGUCUACUGUCUCUUGAAUCUGCCACAGCACCAAAACUCCAUUACUGAUUUCCUACGUCAAGAGUGCUCUACACUGGUCGAACACACCCAAAGAGUCAUCGAUCAUUUUUCCUAA